Messenger RNA from Athene cunicularia (burrowing owl), 7860 nucleotides. It is a transcript of the gene GCC2, whose product is annotated as GRIP and coiled-coil domain containing 2. NCBI's taxonomy places the organism in Eukaryota, Metazoa, Chordata, Aves, Strigiformes, Strigidae. The transcript is spliced from 22 exons. Gene Ontology annotation, cellular component: Golgi apparatus. The record is from RefSeq and is a predicted model, not a curated record. Gene Ontology annotation, biological process: late endosome to Golgi transport. The coding region runs from base 52 to 5103 and encodes 1683 amino acids.
AUCCAAAGACUGUACUUUGUUUUGUUGUAGGUUCAGGAUGCUGGGCAAGAGAUGGUGGCGUCUUCUGUCACACCAGGAUCAGGCAAAUCAAAGCUGGACACAUUGCCCAGAGAAGAUCUCAUCAAGUUUGCAAAAAAGCAAGUGAUGCUUAUACAGAAAGUGAAGUCAAGAUGUACAGAACUAGAGAAAGAGAUUGAAGAACUCAGAUCUAAAGCAGCUACUGGAGGAGCUGAUGAUAUUAUUCAGGCUCUCACAGAAAGACUGGAUGUUGUACUUCUUGAAAAAGCUGAAAGUCAGCAGCAGUGCAUAGCUCUGAAAAAAGAAAAUACUCAAACAAAACAAGAAGCAGAGGCUGCAGUGGCUAAGACAGAAGAAUUGCAGAAGCAACUGGAGCAAUCAAGUAUUGACUCUCUGAAAGAAAUAAAAGCUCUGAAGAGUGAAUUAGCAAACGCACAAUGCAAACACAAUGAGGACUUAACAAAGCUGAAAAUGGAAUUAGAGGAACAAGUGAAGAAACAAAUGGGGCUGGUGGAACAGAUUGAAUGUCAUAGUGAUAGUCAGAAAGAAGUUAAAAGAUUACAAGAUGAUGUCCAGAGAAUUAAAUCUACUUAUGAGGAGCAAAUUUCGUGUCUGAGCAAGCAGUUGGAAACUAUGAAUGAAGAUAAAAACAGAGAAGUGACAAAUCUACAAGAAACUAUUAAAAGCAACUCUCAGUGUUACCAUAAUGAAAUAAAAAAUCUGAAUGAAGAGCUUAAAAAAUUAAAAAUUGCCCAUCAGGAAGAGGUGUCAGAGUUGAUGCAUCGUAUUGAAAUAUCAUCUAAAGAAAAUGAAGAAAAGCAAAAUCAAAUAAAUCAGUUACAGCACAGUUUGGCAGAGGGGAGAUUAAUAGAGAAAAAUGCAAAGGAUGAAAUGUGUGCUUGUACUGACCAGUGUGAAUAUGACUUGGAGGAGCUGAGAAAAAUCUUAAAUAAAAAUGUAGAAAAAAAGAUAGAUGUUGUAGAUGCACAAGAAGAACCUUGUAUAGAAGCAAAAUUGGAAGAAAAGGUUAGGCAGCUGGAGCAUAGUUUAGAAGAGCUCCAGUCCCAACAUAGUAUAUUAAAAGAUGAGUUAACUUACAUGAGUAAUGUUAAACUAAAACUGGAGGAGGAAAUUCAUCGCAUAAAGGAUGAGUACUUUCAUGAGCGGGAAGACUUGGACUUUAAGAUAAAUGAAUUGCAGCUUACUAAAGAAGAUUACUGUUGUGUAAUUGAAAAGCUAAAAUUGGAUCUUCAAGCAGCAAGACAGCACAGUGAAACUGCUGUAAAAGAGCAUGGGUUAGAGACUCAAACUCUGAAAGAGCAACAUAAGAGAGAAAUUUCUGAACUAAAUGAAACUUUAAUAUCUGGUUUUGAAAAAGAAAAGAUGUCGUUAGUUUUUGAAAUGCAGGAACUUGGAGAACAACUUGAAAAGCUAACCCAGGAGAAAGAAGAAGCAGUGUCCAGUUACAACAGCCUGAGAGAAACAAUGGAAAAUCUACAGACUGAGCUAGGGGAAUCUGCUGGAAAGAUCAGCCAGGAGUUUGAAUCAAUGAGACAACAACAAGCUUCUGAUGUCAGUGAACUGCAGCAGAAACUCCGAGCUGCUUUCAAUGAAAAGGAUGUUCUUCUUGAAACUGUGAAUCGUCUCCAGGAAGAAACAGAAAAAUUGUCAUCCAGUCGCCUAGAGAUAGAAGAACUUAAAUGUAAAAUUGUUAGUCUUCAGGAGGAGAAUAACACAAUAACAAGCACCAUCAACCAAAAAGAGACUGCUAUGAAAGAACUGGAAGAGACAAUCAUUGCUCUUACUGAUCAAAACAGAGAUAUUUUAAAUGAAGUAAAAUGCUUGGGUGAAGAGAGAGAAACCCUUAAGGAAAGAUGCAAGCAAGAACAAGGCAAAGUUCAGGAACUUCAGCAAGAAUUAAGUGUUGCUAACCAGUACAAUAGCAACCUGAAGAAAAAGGUGGAGGAAUUAACAGAGAGACUGAAUGAAGCUUUAACUUGGAAGAAUGAAAAUGCUCAAACACUAGAACAACUGGAAAACCAGAUUGAAUCUGUGGUGCAUGAAAGAGAGAACCUUUCAUCUGAAGCAUAUACUCUUCGUGAGGAAAAUAAGAAAAUCAUUCAGGAAAAAUGCAAAUUAAGUGAAGAGCUGGAAAAAAUUACAUCUGAAAAAGAUGGUUGGUUAGUGUUGAAAGAUCAAUCUGAAAACUUAGAAAAGAAACUACAAAUGAUGACUGCAGAAAAAGACCGUAUAUCAACAUUACUUGAAAGUGAACAAGCACACAGAUCCCUUGUUAGAACUCAGCUGUACCACUUACUUGAGCAAGUGGGGUCCAGCAUUUCAGAUUCACAUGAGCAAUAUGAUUCACUUCACUUGUUACAAAUUGCAGAUGAAUACUUGGCAAAAAUGAAGGAAGAGCAGUGCCUUGCUGUACAGAACGAGGAGAAUGUUCUUCGUUUACAGCAGGAAGUUGAGAGACUAGAGGAAGAAAAUGCAGCUCAAUAUACAGAACAUAGAUCCCUGAUUAAGGAUUUUGAAAAAGAAAAGGAUCUCUUAAGAGAAGAACUGGAAGGAGUGUUGUCUGAAAAAGAAGCACUUCAACAUGAUAUCCAGGAGCUGAAGAAUGCCAGUGAAAAAACAAGGAUUGAAAAUCAAGAUCUUUUAGUUAAUAUUGAAGAGAUCACUCAAAAACUUGCUUUUUGUGAAAGUCAAAUACAAGAACAGCAGAAAGGAUCAGAAAUACAAGACAACUUAAAUGUCAUUCUGGAACAAAAGGAAACUGAGCUUAGAAAUGUGAAAGACGAACUGAGUUCUCUAAAGAAUUUAAUGGAGACACUGACUGAGAAAACUGAUCAACAGUCUUCAGCAGCAGAGCUUCAAGAAAAAAUUGGAAGGCUGGAAAAAGAAUCUGCAGAAAAAGGAGAGAAACUAAAUAAAAUCAAGGUUGUUGCUGUGAAAGCAAAGAAAGAAUUAGAUGCCAGCCGAAAAGAGAUGCAGACUCUGAGGGAAGAAUUGGAGUUGGUUCGAUCAGAAAAAGAUCAGUUGUCUGCUUCAAUGAAAGAUGUCAUUCAAGGAGCUGAAAGCUAUAAGAAUCUUUUGAUGGAAUAUGAUAAGCAAGGAGAACAGCUGGAUUCUGAAAAAGGUAGAGCAAAUAAUCUUGAACAUCAGGUAGAUGACCUCACCAGACAGCUACAGGUGUCAUCCCAGCAGCAUGAUCAGUUACACUCUGCUAAUGAAGACCUCCUGGCUCGUGUUGAAACACUGCAAUGUAAUGCUAAGCUGCUGGAAACUCAGAUACUGGAGAUGCAAAGAGCCAAGGCAAAGGUUGACAAAGAACUAGAAGCCGAAAAGCUUCUGAAAGAACAGAAGACAAAGGAGCAUACUGGUGCUCUUCAAGAAAUGGAGGAGCUUCAGAUGCAACUUCAGAAGGAAAAGAAACAUCUGCAGAAAACUAUGCAAGAACUAGAGCUGGCCAGAAAGGACGCUCAAAAGAGUACACUGAUGGAUAUGGAAAUAGCUGAUUAUGAAAGGCUAGUAAAAGAACUUAAUCAGAAGAUUACUGAUAAAGACAGCAGAAUAGAAGAUCUUGAGCAAGAGACAGGAAUUCAGAAACAGAAGCAAGAGACCCUCCAGGAAGAAAUAAAAUCACUUCAGUCAACUAUGCAACAGGAUGAGGAAAGAAAUGUCAAGAUAAAACAACUUCUGGUGAAAACCAAAAAAGAACUGGCUGAUUCAAAACAAGCUGAAAAUGACCACCUAAUGUUGCAGGCAUCAUUAAAAGGGGAACUGGAAUCCAGUCAACAACAAGUGGAAGCCUAUAAGAUUCAAGUGGCUGUACUAACGUCAGAAAAGCAUAAAAUUCAGGAACACCUGCGAACUUCUUCAGAGCAACACCAGCGUACAUUGAGUUCUUACCAGCAAAAAAUUGCAACCUUGCAAGAAGAGUGCAGAGCAGCCCAGGCUGAACAAGCAUCUGUUACAUCUGAAUUCGAGAGCUACAAAGUCCGUGUUCAUAAUGUUCUGAAACAGCAAAAGAACAAAUCUGCUUCUCAGACAGAAUCUGAGGGAGCCAAACAAGAAAGACAACAGUUGGAAAUAGCAAUAGAUCAACUUAAAGUUAAGCUACAAGAUGCUCAGCAUAAUUCACAGAUGAAUGCGUCUGAACUCCAGGCGUUGCAGUCUGAACACGACACCCUGCUGGAAAGACACAAUAAGAUGCUGCAAGAGACUGUUGCAAAAGAGGCAGAACUCCGUGAAAAGCUCUGCACAAUACAGUCUGAGAACAUGGUCAUGAAAACAGAGCAUGCCCAGACUUUGAGUCAGCUGACAGCGCAGAAUGAAGCUCUCCGGAACAAUUUCAGAGAUCAAGUCAGAAACCUGCAAGAAGAGCACAGGAAGACAGUAGAGACACUUCAGCAACAACUGUCCAGAGUAGAAGCUCAGCUCUUCCAACUGAAGAGUGAAUCAAGCACUAGAGGUCCAACUGUUUCAAAUCCAGCAACGAAGAACUUGAGAGAACGGCGAAACACUGACCUUCCUGUACUCGAUGUGCACACUGUAGCUAGGGAAGAGGGAGAAGGUAUGGAAACAACAGACACAGAGUCUGUCUCUUCAACAAGCACCUAUGUACCAUCCUUGGAACAACUUUUGAACUCCCCCCAAGCAAAACAUGAACCAUCUCAGUGGCAAACAGAAGUCACCAAGGAUGAACUGAUUCAGAAACUAAACACAACAGCGAAGAGUGCUGAUCACUUGAAUGAAUUACUUCGUGAAUCAGAAGCCACCAAUGCGAUCCUAAUGGAACAAAUAAAGCUUCUUAAGAAUGAAAUAAGAAGAUUGGAAAGAAAUCAAGAGAGAGAAAAGUCUGUGGCUAAUCUAGAAUACCUGAAGAAUGUCCUAUUGCAGUUCAUAUUUCUAAAAUCAGGAAGUGAGAAAGAAAGGCUGCUCCCGGUAAUAGACACCAUGUUGCAGCUCAGCCCUGAAGAGAAGGGGAAGCUUGUUGCAAUUGCCCAAGGUGAGGAAGAGAGUACCUCACGGCCCUCUGGGUGGGCUUCGUACCUCCACAGCUGGUCAGGACUUCGAUGAGAUAGUAGAAACGCUGAAUCUUUAAACGCAUUCCACAGUUGAAAAAAAGAGAAAUCUUCAUGUAGAAGAACAAUCUGUUGGUUUUGUAGCACUGAACUACAGGUUUUUAUUUGUGUGUGUUAUUUUCAGCUUUUUAGGCUCUUCUAAGAAAGAAUCCCUCAGUAGCUCUGGAAGACUGCCCUGUAUUAUGCUCUAAGAGCAGUGAACUAUUAAUCUUGUAAAUGGUAAAGCUGAUGCUCAGAAAUAUAAUGAGAAGUGACAAAUUAAUUGCAGAUUGCUUGGAAACAAUUUGACAAACCUGUGAUGGCUCUUUUGACAUUGAUUUAAAAACUUGAUCUAAUAUAGUAACUGGAAUAACUAGACUUUAGACUUAAAGCAUUUUAAAUUGUUUACAGUUUCUUUCACGAAUUUUUGUCAGAUUGUUAAUCUAUAUGGUUAGUGUUAUUCUCUGCAUGUUGAAGAAAUUAAAAUUGAAUUAUUUCUUUUCUGGUGAUGCUUACAAAAUCUAAGAUUAUUAAGAAACAGAAAUGCCAUUUUCUGCUUUGACUUGACUAAAUUUUUAGCCUUGGUUGUUUUUUAUGUUUUUUUCAAAAGCUGGAUUGAAAAUAUGAGGGCAACUGUCCACAAAAUGUAGAGGGUGCCUAAAACUAUGUGAAAUAUAAUGCUUGGCACAUCUGGAGCGUGGUAUUUUAGUAGAGGUUAAUGGCACCUGUGGAAGUCUUGGGAUAGUGCUUCAAGAAUCAGAGGUCGUAAGUGACCUGAAGCUUUGGGGGAAAGGGCUUAAACUGUGGCUUUUUACCCUGAGGUUGGAAGCCUGUGUUAAGACCAGGAAGGAAUGUUUCAUUACUCUAGGGAUAGUUGUACUUAAAUAAAAAGACUACUCAUACCUACUUAGAUUCUUCCUUAGUGUCUUCAGUAUGACGGAGUUUGUAGGUCAGACUCCUGACAAUAACUUCUGAGAGAAAAGGACAGAACUUUUGUCGAUAGAUGCAUCUUUUAAAAUGUUCUAAUGAUUGAAGAUGUUAUAUCUUUCUCUCACUUCUCUGUGUUUGCACAAAUCUUUUGCACAGACGAAAGAAUUUCUGUUCCAGGUUAUUCAACAGAAUGUUUAGUUUUCUUCAAGAAAAAUAAAUCUCUGCCAUAGAAUUACUACUUGUAUUAUCAAGACAGCACCUUUCUUUCACUUCAGUCUUCUUUCCCCUUCCCAGUCACCAUCCUAAUUUAUUUAUAAGUUAUUAAAAUGUGAACACAUGUUUUUAAACCCUGAUUACCAUUCAGCCAAUCUUUACAUCUUUUUCACUCCUUUUUCACUCGUCAUGUUCCCUGUACUGUUUUACGAAGAAUCAUUUCCUAGAAUACAUGCCAAUACUAAAUAGUAUUCUUCCUUUCCUGUCUGUCUUAGUUGAGGCCCUGCGGAAAUGAUGCUCAUUCUUUUAAUAUGGCCUUAUUCAGGGCUGAGAUGGAUCUGGACAUAGUAACAGCCGAAAGGCAGCACACAUUGCGAAUAAACUGUUCAGUAAGUGUGCUUUCAGUUUGUUUGCCCCAUGUAUAUAUUUCAGUACACAAUCAACAAAGCCCUUUCCCCUUCCAGUGUGUGUCUUAACUAGAGUCUUCAUGCUACCAGCGAAAACAUUCUCUGUGUACUUUCAGGUUAUCGAACUGAUAAGUAGUAGCAUGGGGACCAGUCUUUUAGAUAUCUGUAGCUUGGAAGUGUAGAUGGUAAAUGUGAGGCUACAUUUAGGCUUUCUUGUAUUUGCUUUUGAAAUGAUUGCCAUCUCCAACAUUCACGAUUUGCUCCAGAUCUCGGACGUUGAAUUCAAACUCCUUAUUCACAGCUGGAUUUGGUUAAUGUCACUCAAAAGAAUGCCAAAACAGAGCGACAGGAGAGAUUUGAAAUAUGCAUAAAAAUAAGUGCAAGUCAUUCUCCUGCUGUGAUUUUAACAAUGGAAGCACAUGAGUGGAAGGCUAUGACUUUGUCUUACUUAGUUCAAAAUCAGUUUGCAGCUGACCUGAUGUAGUCUUUUCUGCACGAUGCUUGCUCAGCUAUCACUAAAGAGCUGUGACAAAUUCCUUUUAAAGUGCACAUAUUUCAGAACUGUAGAUUAUUUUACAUUGUAAGCUGUGAAUAAAUGUAUGCAAGUAACAUAUAUCACUGGCUGUAUUAAAUACCAGUUGCUUAUUGACUUACUUCAAGUCUAAGUUGCAUGCUCACUGUUUUUAGUAAAACUCAAGUAUUGUUCUUAACGAAUGUAGUGGACAACUUGCAUUACUAUUUUUUUUUUUACAAUGGAAGAUUAAGAUCUUAAUGUAAAAGUAUUUUAUUAACUGCUACUAAACUGUGUUCUGUUGCUGAGAUUGCCAGAACUUAUCUUUGUGGCAAUAAACUGUCUAUAAGCAAAUAUAUCAAAGUUUAAUAUACACUUGCAGUAAAUGGCAUAGAAGAGUGUGGACUGGAAGCAUAGAAAACUUUUUAUAUGUCAUAUAUUUGCAUUUGUAAUGUACAGCAUUGUAGCUGUGAUCUGCUUUCAAAAAGCAAUUUAAAGUUUAACUAGUACUGUUGCUUCUGAUAUACUGUGGUGCUCUUUUUUGGAAGAGCACUGUGCUGACUUUGCUUUCUGGUUCUUUUGGUUGGUUGGUUGGUUGGUUGUUUUUUUUUUUUACAGUGCUGCUGCCUGAAGAGUUUACAAGCUUAGGACCAAUUUUUACUCUUCUAUCAGCCUGCGUUCAGCCCAAGCCUAAGGAGUAUAUAUUAAAAAA